AUGGCACCCCUCAUCAAACAUGUCUACACGGCGGACCCGUCGGCACACGUCUUCAAUGGCAGGGUCUACAUCUACCCGUCGCAUGACCGCGAGACGGACAUCAAGUUCAACGACAACGGCGACCAGUACGACAUGGCCGACUACCACGUCUUCAGCCUGGACUCGCUGGACCCGGCGUCGGAGGUCACGGACCACGGGGCCGUCCUGACGCUGGCCGACGUGCCCUGGGCGUCCAAGCAGCUCUGGGCGCCCGACGCAGCGCGCAACCCUGCCACGGGCAAGUACCACCUGUUCUUCCCGGCGCGCGACAAGGAGGGCAUCUUCCGCAUCGGCGUGGCAGUAGGCGACAGGCCCGAGGGGCCCUUCACGGCCGACGAGUCGUUCAUCCCAGGGACAUACUCGAUCGACCCGGCAGUGCUGGUCGACGACGACGAGGCCUCGUACCUCUACUUUGGCGGGCUGUGGGGCGGCCAGCUGCAGUGCUACCAGCGGGGCCACGGCGACGCGGACUUUGACGCCUCGUGGUCCGGCCCCAAGGAGCCUUCGGGCCCCGGGGCGGUGGCGAUGGGGGCCCGGGUGGCGAAGCUGGGCAGGGACAUGCGGACGCUGGACGGCGGGGUGCACGAGGUUGUGAUCCUGGACCCGGAGACGAAGCAGCGCAUCGCGGCUGAUGACCAUGACCGGCGGUUCUUCGAGGCGGCGUGGUGCCACAAGCGCAAGGGCAAGUACUACUUCUCGUACUCGACGGGCGACUCGCACUACCUGUGCUGGGCGGUGGGAGACUCGCCCAUGGGACCUUUUGUGUACGGGGGCCGUAUGCUGGAGCCUGUGCUGGGGUGGACGACGCACCACUCUGUUGUCGAGUUCCCCGAGGGGGGUGACAGGUGGUGGCUCUUCCACCACGACUGUGAGCUCAGCGGCGGGGUUGAUCACCUGCGGAGCGUCAAGGUCAAGGAGAUAUAUUAUGACGGGGACCGUAUUGUGCAGGAGAAGCCGGGACAGUAA
Diaporthe batatas is the source of this 1005-nucleotide messenger RNA. RefSeq lists its product as uncharacterized. The transcript has a single exon. The record is from RefSeq and is a predicted model, not a curated record. Gene Ontology annotation, molecular function: hydrolase activity, hydrolyzing O-glycosyl compounds. The coding region runs from base 1 to 1005 and encodes 334 amino acids. NCBI's taxonomy places the organism in Eukaryota, Fungi, Ascomycota, Sordariomycetes, Diaporthales, Diaporthaceae. Gene Ontology annotation, biological process: carbohydrate metabolic process.